This is a messenger RNA of Ziziphus jujuba (common jujube), 1842 nucleotides long. RefSeq names its product pectinesterase. Gene Ontology annotation, molecular function: pectinesterase activity; pectinesterase inhibitor activity. Gene Ontology annotation, biological process: cell wall modification. The transcript is spliced from 2 exons. Bases 33 to 1736 code for a protein of 567 amino acids. Lineage: Eukaryota; Viridiplantae; Streptophyta; Magnoliopsida; Rosales; Rhamnaceae. The record is from RefSeq and is a predicted model, not a curated record.
CCUUCCCUUUUAUUUCUUUCCCUAACCAAGCGAUGGCUUCUAAGCAUUUCUCUUUCAUAGGAAUAUCCUUCUUCAUCCUUUUUCCUCUAAUUAGCUUACCAUCACAUGCAGAUAAUACCCUUCCAUUCCCUUUCGGCCUGACCCCUCCUGUUUCCCCUGAAAACGUUUGCAAGUUUACUCAAUUUCCUUCUUUUUGCAAAUCUGUGCUCCCUAAUCACAACGACAAUGUCUAUGGCUUCGGAAGGUUUUCUUUCCAACGCUCAGUUUCUCAAUCCCAGAUAUUUUUCGAUUUAAUUGACAAACUUCUUAAAAGUAACCCCAAUUUUUCAAAACCCGCAAUCCGUGCUCUUCAGGAUUGCCACUAUCUUGCCUCACUGAACCAAGAUUUCUUAUCAACCUGCUCCCAAACAGUCAAAAGGACUAGUAAAAUCCUCGCUAGGACAGAAGCUGAGAACGUCCAAACCAAGCUCAGUGCCAUCUUGACCAACCUCCAAACAUGUGUGGAGAGCCUAGACUCCACAAAUUCUGCCGGGACUAUCAAGAAUGAUAUUUUGAAUUCCCUUUUGAAUGAUACUAAAUUUCAAAGUAUCUCUCUUGAUCUAUUUAAAAAGGGCUGGGUGCCUAAGCAGAGAGGUCGCGGAAAAUCACGGCAGCCCCCCAAGAUCGAUCCUACAUCAAGAAAUGGACGCAUGGCCUUGGGCGUAUCAAGCCAAAACCAUGCUAUUUUUGAGGCCAUCUUGAGACGAAGUAAACGUGUUGUUCGUGCUGCCGGAAAUGGAGAUUCUGUGUUGAUCAAAGACAUUGUCACUGUAAGUAAGGAAGGAUGGGGAAACUUCACUACCAUCAAUGAAGCCAUCGCUGCUGCUCCAAGCAUCUCGGAUGCUUCUGAUGGGUACUUCUUUAUCUAUGUUGCUGCCGGUAUAUAUGAAGAGUAUGUUUCCAUUGCAAGGAACCAGAACUACUUGUUCAUCCUUGGAGAUGGUAUUGGUCAGACAAUCAUUACAGGAAAUCGAAGCGUAGGAGAUGGGUGGACUACUUUCAACUCUGCAACAUUUGCUGUGGUGGGAGAAGGGUUUCUUGGUGUAGACAUAACUUUCCGCAAUACGGCCGGACCAAGCAAAGGGCAAGCAGUAGCCCUGAGAAAUGGAGCAGAUUUAUCAACAUUUUAUAGCUGCAGCUUUGAAGGCUAUCAAGACACCUUAUAUCCUCAUUCUCUAAGACAAUUCUAUCGAGAAUGCGAUAUCUACGGCACAAUCGAUUUCAUAUUCGGAAACGGCGCUGUAGUCUUCCAAAACUGCAACAUAUUUCCCAGAUUACCAAUCAAGGGGCAAUUUGAUCCCAUAACUGCUCAAGGUCGAACCGACCCGAAUCAGAAUACGGGCUUUUCCUUUCAAAACUGCACCAUAAGAGCUGCAGAAGACUUGGGUGCUACAAAGACAUAUCUAGGAAGGCCAUGGAAGGAGUACGCCAGGACUGUCUUCAUGCAAUCUUUCAUGGAUAAAUUAAUAGAUCUUGCUGGUUGGAGUGUAUGGAAUGGAGAUUUUGCUCUUAGCACAUUAUAUUAUGCUGAGUAUGAUAACACUGGCCCUGGAUCGGAUACAACAAUGAGGGUCGCAUGGCCUGGUUACCAUGUGAUCGAUGCUACUGAUGCUGAUGAUUUUACUGUCUCCAAUUUCUUGCUGGGGGAUAAUUGGUUACAUAAAACUGGAGUACCUUAUAUUGGUGGGUUGAUAUAAUUGAGCAGUUUAUGUUUGCAAUAUUUAUAUAAUUAAACGAUUUAAUUGUUUUUGUUUAAGUGCGUAAUAAGCAUUUGUUUUAUUGCAUUGUUGGUGUAUACAUAAC